CCCGGCGCGCCAGGUGCUGGAGUCCCGCCCGCGGCGAGGCCAUCGACUGCAUCGGUUCGAUUGGUCAGCCUGGCUGCGCUAACGGUCGCGUAGGCGGAGCUUAAGCCGCGGGGUGGGUGCGAUGGAAGCUACGGGCAGUGACGGAGAUCAAGAUCCAGCUUCGGAAUGAGACUCUUUGGGUGAUAGUUUUAUUGAGACUAACUGAACGGCAGGUAUAAGCUGCGGAGGAACCACUAUGGCUGAGGGAACUCAAGUAUUUUUAUUGCCGAUCUCUACUUCAGAUUCUACAAAAGAACCGCUGUCUCCAGUAGCUUCUAAAGCCCAGGAUUCUAGCCUGUUAUCAAACAGACUCAUGAUUGAAAAACAGCAGGAGGAAGCAGAAUGGGAAAGCAUCAACGGGCUGUUGGUGAUGCAUGGCUUCAAACCUUUGUGUCUAGUCAGAGGAGCUGAUCUCAGAGAUUUCAUCGUUUUUGACAAACAAUCAUCACAAAGAAUGAGACAGAUUUUGAAAACGUUGAUGGAAGAAACAACACGUCAGCAGACCAUGAUGCAGGAGCUCAUAGAGACAAACCAGCAGCUUAAAAGUGAGCUUCAGCAAGAACAGAGCCGAGCGGCACACCAGGAACAGCGAGCCAAUGACCUGCAGCAGAUUGUGGACAGUGUGAAAUCCAAAAUUGGUGAAUUGGAAGAUGAAUCCAUAAACAGGGCUUGCCAACAACAAAAUAAAAUAAAAGACCUUCAAAAGGAAUAUAAAAUGUUACAGAUGAAAUGCCAGCAUUACAAGAAAAACCGAAUGGAGCAAGAGGAGACCAUUGCUUCUUUGCAAAGGGAGAUUUGCAGAAUUGCCAAAGAGGAGGAAGAGCGCAUUGUCACUCAGAACAGAGUGUUUGCCCAUCUCUGCCGGAGAGCUCCUCAUUCAGUCUUGGAUAGACAAUUGCUUUGUUUAAUUGAUUACUAUGAAUGUAAGCUUAGAAAACUUCAUAUACAAAGGCAGUGUGAGGAAGACGACAGUCAGUCAGAAGAAAAAGACUACAUAAACCUGGGUGCCUCGCCAAAUUAUAAAGGUGUUCUGAUGUCGUUACAGAAGCAACUCAAGGAAUCAAAAACCAAGAUUGAUGCGCUGGUAGGUGAGAAGCUGAGCCUCCAGAAAGAUCUGGAAAACAGGCCCACAGAACACGAAUUAAGACUUUAUAAACAACAAGUGAAGAAACUGGAGAAAACCCUUAAGAAAAAUAUAAAAUUACAAGAUCUUAUUGGUCAAAAAAAGUCUGAUGACAUGGAGAAAAAGGAUGAUCCCAGCAAAGACGGCCAUCAGCAGGCUCUGAUUGACCAGCGAUACUUUCAGGUGCUGUGCAGCAUCAAUUCAAUUGUUCACAAUCCACGAGCUCCAGGAAUUAUUUAUAAACAGAGCAAAGGAGGAGCCCAAAACAGCAAUAAAGCUAUUGUUGAAGAUUGUGGAUUUGAGCAUCUUGUUCCUGUAGUAGAGAUGUGGGCAGAUGAACUGGCAUCCUUAAAGGAUUUGUGUAAGUCCAUGAAAAUACUGUCUGCAGAACUGGUGCCUUGGCACAGUUUAAAGAAACAGGAUGAAAAUGAAGGUAUCAGAGUGGAAGAUUUGUUGUUUAUGGUAGAUACCAUGCUGGAAGAAGUUAAAAACCAGAAAGAGACCAGCAGCCUGCCAAACUCUCAGGCUUUGCAAGCUAUUGUUUCUCACUUCCAAAAGCUAUUUGAUGUGCAGUCUUUAAAUGGAGUCUAUCCGCGAAUGAAUGAAGUGUAUACCAGGCUUGGGGAAAUGAACAACGCUGUAAGAAACCUUCAGGAGCUCUUAGAAUUAGACAGUUCAUCGUCAUUGUGUGUGGUGGUCAGCACAGUUGGGAAACUGUGUAAGAUAGUUAACGAGGAUGUGAAUGAGCAGGUUAAACAAGUGUUGGGAUCUGAGGACCUACAAAGCAUUAUCAACAAAUUGGAAGAGCAUGAGGAAUUUUUUCCAGCGUUUCAAGCUUUUGCUAAUGAUCUUCUUGAAAUCUUAGAAAUUGACAACUUGGAUGCCAUUGUACCUGCAGUAAAGAAAUUAAAAAUACUUUCAUACUGAGAACAAAUCACAUCAGUUUUACUGCAUAAAUUGCAUUCUUAACAUUUUAAGUAUUUUUAAAGGUCUGAUCCCGAGACAAGGUUACAAAAUGUAUCAGAAUUCAUCCUCUCACCAUUGGGUCAUUCUAAACCCAUUUCAUUUUUAUUUUUGAUUAUUUAAUAAAAUUUAGCUGCUCAGUUAUUAAAAUAGUAAAUUAACUUUAGAUUCCUUAAUCAUUUCCUUAAGCAAUGUUUGAGUACUCUAAACUGGAAGGAAGGGAUUGUGUGUAACAAAAGAGACUUGUGAAGACAUUGCAGAUUAUACAAAGACGCAUUUAACUUCAAGGUUUAGACCCUUUGGUCAGAGAAAAAAGAAUGCCAGUUGCUUUCUAAGCCCAACCAAUCGGAAGCCUCUGUUCUCCAGGCAAGAACUACUGGGCAUAUUCUAUUAAGAUAAACUGAUGGCUGCUGCGCUGGCAAGGCAAGAGGAAGAGAAAAGGUUUUGUCUGUGUUUUAAGAUAGGAAGUUAGUCAUGGAGUGAAAUAGGUGAUUAGAUAGAAGUCUUUCUGCGUCUUUAUUUGCAAUAUUAUGUAAUAUACUUUUAUAAAGAAGUAAGAUCACAAAUAAAGUUUUUGUAAAGAAUUUCUAAA
Mastomys coucha (southern multimammate mouse) is the source of this 2717-nucleotide messenger RNA. RefSeq names its product centrosomal protein 70 (gene Cep70). Gene Ontology annotation, molecular function: gamma-tubulin binding. Lineage: Eukaryota; Metazoa; Chordata; Mammalia; Rodentia; Muridae. Gene Ontology annotation, biological process: cilium assembly; regulation of microtubule cytoskeleton organization. The transcript is spliced from 18 exons. Gene Ontology annotation, cellular component: centrosome. Bases 236 to 2089 code for a protein of 617 amino acids. The record is from RefSeq and is a predicted model, not a curated record.